Coniophora puteana RWD-64-598 SS2 is the source of this 2232-nucleotide messenger RNA. RefSeq lists its product as uncharacterized. The transcript is spliced from 8 exons. Lineage: Eukaryota; Fungi; Basidiomycota; Agaricomycetes; Boletales; Coniophoraceae. The record is from RefSeq and is a predicted model, not a curated record. The annotation marks the transcript as partial.
GCGCUCAUUCGACAAGGAUUCAUCGGCUGUACCCCGGAGAGCCCCCAGAUUGCUGUCGACCUCCACACGCUGGAGGUGUAUCACCGUCUCCGUCGUCGACAGCCCCAGCUUGGUAUCCAGCCUUUUGCCCGGAUGCUCUGCGACAUCAGUAAUAUUAACUACUCGUCGCACACGCGGGACGCGUUCUCGCAGUCGUUUGACGCCUACCUCCAUAUUCUCCGAACCAUUCAUUCUCGCCUUGACUCGGAAUUAGGUCGUGAUACCCCCAACUGGCGUUCUCUACAUAGCUGUCCAUGCUGCCAUGCCAAACUUCCGGAUGAUCCCCCACUUGUACCUGCUGUCCAGUUCGCCUCCGACGGGAAUAAUUCGGCUCGAAGAGUCGAGUCGGCGGGUAACGCCGACCCGAGGACAUUCACAAGCGACUAUUUCAUCCCACGCAAAGAGGUUGACGUGUACAAGAAUGAAGUCCGUAGUACCGGCGACGACACUGCGGACAACGAUGCUGCGGACAACGACAACGAGGGCCAAUCCGGGCGCUGCACAUCCGACUUUCGUGCGAGUCGCCCAGACGGUCAUAAAACCGCACUCGAUAUCUACGAAACGACGGGAAUAUUUGCGUCGGCAUGUCAGCAUGGCAUCAUCCAGAAGAUCUGCGAGAUGGUUCGCAGUGGCGAGCUGGCAAAGUAUGGACUGGCAACUGUUGCUCACCUCCUCGAUGUACAUGGAAACGAUGUUGGUCUCGGGCAGGACACGGGCUGCGCUUUCAGUAAAACGGUGGCUUCGAGCCCAUUGCUGGGUGACAAGGCACGCGCUCAGAAUUUGCAGAUAUGUGUCAAUGCUUUCCAUGGAUAUGCUCACAGUCGUCUAUGUCAACUUAGCUUCCAUCCCCUUUAUCGCCGCGGCGCCGGUCUAUCGGAUCUCGAGCAGAUGGAGCGGGUCUUCUCGGGAUCAAAUCCCGUUGCCCGCAUCGUCCGCUACGCAUCUCAGUUCCACUUCAUACAGGGUCUGGACCUCCACUUCCAGCAAUGGGAUGAAGACCGGUACGCAGAUCUCACAACCUUCUUGAUCAGCAAGUACCGACAGGCAACGGCUAUGAUCGCCGAGUACGACCCCGUUGUACGGGCCAUGUGCAAUCGACUAUCAAUUACAACAGCCGACAUUGACAAGUGGCCCGAAUUGGAGCGCACGUUCCUGUUGAACUUGAAGGAGGAGCCCGACGAACGGAAGCUGGCAGCCGAGUACGUCAGAGCAAUAGAGGCUCGAGAGAGGCUUGGAGAGGAGCUUAGCAAGACCUCGGGCGCAUUCAGACUGGCAACCGGCAGCGUUGACUACGACAAAGAUGUCAGCGAAACCCUUAAGAUCGAGAACAGUCGGCGCGCUACAGCGAACGAGUUCUUCGUACAGAACCGCGCAGUCCACGACCUCGAAACCGCCCUCGGGAUCAGCAAAACCUGGUUGCAAUCGUCAGAUGAAUAUCAAGCCGCCGCUCGGUACAUCAAACAUCAAGAUUUCUACCGGGCGUCUGAUCGCCUUCAGCUUCUCGUCGUGCAGCGGCUUCAGGAACUGGCAAAAACCCACGCUAUGGACACAGCGUACAAGAUGCGCAUGUCCAUCAGCAAGGCUGUCGAAAGGCGCUCCACCGCCGUUCGCACAGCCCUCGCCAACUACAACAAGCUGGCCGCGACAAUGGACCCUCCCGCCGUCAAGCUGACUUGGCGGGAAAUAAUUGAUUAUUCCUUUUCAUCUGAGCUCGAUAUCCUGAAGCACUCGUUUUUUCAGCCGGACGUCCGCGACCAGCCUUGGGCUAAGCCCGUCAACCGAGACAUUGCGACCAAGUACUUCAAGACCGUAAGGGCGCGCGAAGAAAUUAAUAGGCUCAACGUGGAGGCCCGUCGACUUCACGCGUGGAUCAUCAAGGAGAACACGGAUCUGGAGAACCAUCGGAAGCGGCUAGAACAAACCAAUCCCCUCCUUGCGGUUGCUCUAACUCAUCGAUACUCCGCGCGUAUUCGUAUUAAUAAGGUACAUCUUUCGCGGCUGGUGGUUCUUGAACGCCUGCGAGGGUACACAGGCGCCAGGCUCAGCGACACUGCAGAGAGUGUCUGUGCCCCCUCAGUGGAAACAGCAGCCUCGCAGGAUGGUGGUAUCUCAGGCAUGGAGCCAGAUCUUGAGGACGACGAGUUACUAGAUAGCAUGCAUCGUUUAUCUACAUUUUUUGAGCAACUUGAGUAG